This is a messenger RNA of Lymnaea stagnalis (great pond snail), 8604 nucleotides long. The record is from the annotation of a GenBank genome assembly. Lineage: Eukaryota; Metazoa; Mollusca; Gastropoda; Lymnaeidae.
UGGGAUGUCUUGUGUAUUUGGCGCGUCUGUUUGAUCUUCACAUCUUUAGCCGUUGCAUGGAAAUUCAUUGAGGGUCUGUAUUAGGGUAAGUAGACGAACGAGGGAUUACAAAUUAUGUAUAUAGUAAAAAAAAAAAAAUAUUAAAUUUAUUUGUUCCGAUAAACCAGAUUUUUUAAUAUAAAGAUCUGUUACAACACAAUUUUGUAUAUUCACAUAAAUGCUCCGAAGAUCGACUGUUUAGUAUUCUUAUACAUUUUCAGGGAUUGUGCUUGCUCAGACAACUGUUUCAAUCAUUAGUUAUUGUGUUCGUGCAAACAACUUGUAUAAUUAAUCAGUAAUUAAGUUUGCUCAAUCAACCGAGACAAAAAAAAAAAAAAAGAGGAAGUUGACAUUUAUUAUUUUUGGUCCUCCCAGAUAGUUGGCACCAUGCAGUGUUUUACACUCGGACAGACAACUGUUUCAAUAAUUAGUUAUUGUGUUCGUGCAAACAACUUGUAAAAUUAAUCAGUAAUUAAGUUUGCCCAAUCAACCGAGACAAAAAAAAAAAAAAAGAGGAAGUUGACAUUUAUUAUUUUUGGUCCUCCCAGAGAGUUGGCACCAUGCAGUGUUUUACACUCGGUCACAAAUAUCCUCGAACGACCAAUGGCGUCCAACUGAAGCCACCGCCUCCCCGCUACUACAAGCAAAGACCUCGCUGGAUUCCAGAACCAUCAAGGAAUGCACGGCCGUGGGUGCCUGAGGGUGUGCCGUACCCUCCCCAAUUUUACACACUGGUAAGUCAGAGAGUGUUUCACAUCAGACACCAGUUUCACACACUACUAAAUCAGAUGGUGUUCCACAUCAGACACCAGUUUCACACACUACUAAGUCAGAUAGUGUUCCACAUCAGGCACCAGUUUACGCACUAGUAGGGCAGAGGGUGUUGCACGUAUUGAGGCCAUACAUGUCCCAAGACACAAUCAGUUUGGUUCCGAUUGGUGCAGACUCAUUUGUCCAUGGUGUAUAAUAAGAAAAUUCAGUGCUCUCUUGUCAGUACGUUGACUGAGCCUUCAGACAACUUGAGAUACACUCCACGUGAUUGGUCUUUAAGAUAUUGACCUUUACAAAACUGGAGUAGCACAAGGUCAAGUGGGGAAGACUCCUGGUUUAGAAUUUAGUUUUCAUAAUAGUUAUGAAUUAAUAAAGAUAAAGUAGAAAUGAUUAUAAUGACCCACUGAUUACUUUUGAAAUGAUUAUAGUUUAUAUAUACUGAUUAAGUUACAUUUAAGAAUAUUGCUAAACAUAACAAUCAGUUCAUGUGUUCAGCAUAAAGCAAGGGCGCGUGGGAAGGGGGUGCAAGGUGACCCCCUUCUCCCUCUUGAAAUUUCUCAACUACUCGCUUGUAAAUAAAAUACUAAAGUGACACAAAUGGAAAGGCCUGCCAAAAGUACCGUAGGGCGCUGAUGACUGUGGGUGAUCAUGACAGUGUAAACUUAUAUGUGUGCCAGUGGCGUGAGAAAGGGGUGAACAGGGGGUGGUCCGCCCGGGCGGCAAUUGUUUCUUUAUGAAGGGGCGGCAUUUUCGAGCAACUUUGGAGUUGUUGUUUUUUGUAUUUUUUUCGUGGAAGGGGGCAGCAAGGAUCUUGGCCCGCCCCUGGCGGCAUUAACAUUAGCUACGCCACUGAAAUAUUACCUUCAUUGCAAAGGACCGAGCUAUUGCUCUUUAAUGGCCCCGGCAAGUAAGGAACAGGCCUGCCUCAUCUGCUGGACAGUCCCGUAAAUCAGGCUUUCGACGUGGUUGGCUGGGAGCACCCCAGUCAUACCAUUCGCUAAUGUUGAGCACUCGGCUAGAAGGUGAGCUCUACUGUUUCCGGGGCCUGUCCACAGUGACAGCAGCUCGGGUCUCGCAGUGGGUGUAACCUUUUCAGGUAGACCCGUUCCCAUCUGGGUGAUGAGGCUCUGCUGGUGGCGUUUAAGACUCCACCAUCUGGGUGAUGAGGCUCUGCUGGUGGCGUUUAAGACUCCACCAUCUGGGUGAUGAGGCUCUGCUGGUGGCGUUUAAGACUCCACCAUUGAUCGGCCUUGUGGUUAGUUUUCGGCAUGCUCCGGUAAAGUUUACGGGUAGUGGUAACCUGUUCCCAUUCUUUAAUCCAUUCCAAAUAGAAGAUUUUGAUUCUGAUUCUGAUUGACUGCGUCGCUGCAACCAAGUACUGGCAUAUGUGCAACUAUUUGACAAACGAUGCGGCUAUCCUAACCGCUCCUAGCGGAUCCCAGGGCAGCCUUGAAACUCUCGAUUGAUGUCGAGUCCAUGGUGGCAUUGUCCAGUUGGUUCCAAGCAAUUAUUGUUCGUGGAAAGAAUGGUUGUUUAUAUUGAACUGUGUUACACCGAGGCACAGUGAAGCUUUUAUCACUGUUCCGGAUGUAACUGCUCAUGGAUUUCCUUAAUCCAGGCGUUGGCCCUAGUUGGGUCAUUGGUCGGUUAGGUUGAGGCUGGGAGGAGCAUUGUUUCGCAAGAUAGUCAGCUCUGUCUUGAGGGGGGGGGGAUGACCGAGUGUCCUGGGAUCCAUUGAAAGGUCACUUUGCCUCCGUGGUACUGUGUGUCCCGUACGAGCUCCACAAUAGCUUGUGCCAUUUUCCCGUCCGAAGACAUUGUUUCGCAAGAUAGUCAGCUCUGUCUUGAGGGGGGGGGGGAUGACCGAGUGUCCUGGGAUCCAUUGAAAGGUCACUUUGCCUCCGUGGUACUGUGUGUCCCGUACGAGCUCCACAAUAGCUUGUGCCAUUUUCCCGUCCGAAGAGCACCUCUUCACAAUUUCGAGAGUGCAUUGUGAAUCGGUAAACAGCACGAUGGAAGUAAAUGUUUUACGUCUGGCUAGCCGACGGCGCACUUGCUUCAGGCCAAUUAAUAUAGCGUCGAUUUCUGCUUCUGUUGCAGUGCUAUUCGUGCCGCUUGGGCCUGAAAUCUCCUCUAUUGGAGAUACCCCCUUUGGAGACUGUAUGAGUAUCCUGCCCGCUUCUCGCUGGCGAGAUAGGAGCAGUCUUUUAAGACUGAUACCACGUCGUCCUUAUAAGACUAAAUCGUCGCUAGUACGGCCCCCUUUUGCUUAUUUUGGAGACUCGACUUGUUAACCGCCGUGUUUGACAGGGUCAGACGUACAUCAGGUGGUUCGCCGCUAUCCUGGGGUGAUCGCUUCUGGAUCAGGCGUAUUUUCUCCCUGUUCCCUGGUGAAGGUUGCUUAUUCUCAAGUGAAUGUUCUGUAUCCAGAAAGGAGGGUCUCUUCAGCCUUGUUCCCUUCACCCAGCGGUCUUGUAUUUGGAAACAGGGUUCCGCUCUUUCCAUUCGACGGUAACGCUCUACGGUCGUUAGGAUAGCCUUGUCCCUCCUGAUGUGGAGUGGUUCUAUGUCUGAGCUAAUUUCCACGGUAGCCGUGGGUGUAGUGCGUAACGCCCCGCAUACGAAUCUUAAAGCUAGAUUCUGUAUCCGGUCCAAUCCCUCUAGAACCGUACGACUUGCGAAGGCUUGGACCGGGAGGCUAUAGUCACCUCUAACGCUCCCGAGAUAGUGUUCUCAAGAGCUUUGCGUCAGCUCCCCCAAGUGGUGCUUGCAAGUUUUUUUUUAACCAGGCUGAGUUUGGACGUGGUUCUAGCACCAUGUGUUCCCGCAAGUGGUUAUGCAGUUGGAGUUUCUGGUCCAACUUUAUUUCCAAAUACGUGGGUGACUUGUCCCAUUUGAGUGGCUUCCCGCAGAUAUGGAGGCCGAUCACAUCCUUGGGAGCAUUCCUCCCAUCGGUAAAUAAUGAAUAGACGGUCCUCUCCCCAUUCACCACCAAUCUCCAUCUCCGAGCGUAAUCUUGUAUUUUGGUGCGAUCACUUCGCAGCCGGCUCUGCAAGUGCUGAAUGGAUUUGCUACAGCUUUAAAUUGCCAAAUCGUCUGCAAACAUUGUGUUCUUUGUUACCAAGAGUGACUGCAGGACGUACAUGUGUGCCAGGAACAGGGUGCAGCCCAAGGCCGACUUCUGUGGCAGUCCAACCUAGAGUGCACACAUGUUCGAAACCUUGUCCCCGACACUGGUGGAUACCGUGCGAUUUGAUAGAAAGCUACGCCACUGAUUUCUUCAACCAUAUAUUAUAAUUACAUCCCCAGUGGGUGAGGUUUUUGGUGGAACUGAAGUUAUUUUGACCCAUAGGGUUUGAGAGUGGCCACGCCCAACCAAAAAGGUGUGCUACAUUAAAGGAAAUGAUCUUUGACAGGGGUAGAAUUGAACGUACUGCUUCCGUUCUUAAAUACAUGAUUGUAACUCCGCCUAUUUUACAGAGGCGUCUACUUGUCAUCCCUGACGACCCGCCCAUGCACAGAGAGAAAAAAAUGACAGAGAUGCUGGAGGCAAUCAGUAAGCUGUGUGGUUAUGUGUGUCAUAUGUGUGGCUAUUUCUGUCAUAUAUGUGGUUAUUUGUGUCAUAUUUGUGGCUAUUUGUGUCGUAUGUGUGGCUUUUUGUGUCAUAUGUGUGGCUAUUUCGGUCAUAUGUGUGGCUAUUUCGAUCUUAUAUGUGGUUAUUUGUGUUAUGUGUGUGGCUAUUUAUGUCGUAUGCGUGGCUAUUUGUGUCAUAUGGGUGGCUAUUUCUGUCAAAUGUGUUGCUAUUUGUGUCAUAUUGGUUGCUAUUUGUGUCAUAUGUCUGGCUAUUUCUGUCAUAUGUGUGGCUAUUUCUGUCAUAUGUGUGGCUAUUUCUGUCAUAUGUGUGGUUAUUUCUGUCAUAUGUGUGGCUAUUUCUGUCAUAUGCGUGGCUAUUUCUGUCAUAUGUGUGGUUAUUUCUGUCAUAUGUGUGGUUAUUUGUGUCAUAUAUUUGGUCACUUAUGUCAUGUAUGUGGUUUUUUAACUCCUCGCUCUUUAUACCUGUCUAUUGAUCUAUGUAUAACUGACUGUUCACACCAGUCUUUUGAUGAAUGUGUAAUUGACUGCUCAUACGAGUCUAUUGCUCUAUUUGUAACUGACUCUUCACACCAGUCUAUUGAUCUAUAUAUAACUGACUGUUCACACGAGUCCAUCGCUCUAUUUGUAACUGACUCUUCACACCAGUUUAUUGAUCUAUGUAUAACGGACCGUUCAAACCAGUCUAUUGACCUAUGUAUAACUGACUGUUCACACCAGUCUAUUGAUCUAUGUGAAACCGACUUUAGAUACACGACUCUAUUUGAAAGUAAACUGUUUGAUAAGGUCCUCUAGUUGCAUAGUUUCAGACCGGGUUACCCAGCAUGAGGUGAUCACACCCUAAUAAGUACAAAGUAGCAUUGUAGCGGGUGCGGGGGAAAUGGCUUACAAUAACAGAGGAGAUAUUGAAUUUAAUUUUAAGAUAUGAUAGAAAUGUCUUUUUUUUGUUGUUGUUUUUUUAAUGUCUUCCUGUAAUAUUUUCAUCGAUGUGAAUUUCAAGUCAUUUAAUGUUUCUUUAAUUUUUUAAACAUUUAUUUGAAAUUCAGUUUAAAAAUAAAACAUAUUUUUUUUCAAUUUUCUACUAUUUGUUCUACAAAGGCCCUAUAGUUUCCUAACAAAUGUUCAAUAGAGUGUUUUUUUAAACCAGAUAUCGCCAACUGAACCAUACAAUAUUUAUGCUCAUUGUCUGAAUCCUAUGUUUGACUUAGUUAUAACAUUGUAUCCUCUAUACCAGAUGUCACCAAUUGGCCAUACAAUAUAUCUGCUCAUUGUCUGAAUCCUAGGUUUGACAUAGUUGUAACACUGUAUCCUCUAUACCAGAUGUCGUCAACUGGACUACGAGUAAAGAAAUGAAAGCUCUAGGCCCGAGGAGGAGUAAAUUCCAGGACACACUCAAAUAUUCAACACAGUCCACCCAACGACAUAGCUACCCGGGCUACUGGCUAGGCAAAGAGCUGCGAAGACAUCCAAACAGGGUAGCAAGUGAAGGGGCAAGUAAGUAUUGUAUCUGUGCUACUGGCAUUUUGACUGGGGGCUGGCAGAGAAGACAUUUAAACAGGGUACCAAGUGAAACAACUAGCUAAGUGCUGUAUCUGAGUAGGCUAGGCAAAGAGCUUAGAUCAUAUCCACACAGGUUACCAAGAGGAAGAGUUAGUUAGAAGUGCCCUUGUGCUUCUGGCUGGGUAAAGAGCUAUCACACAGGUUACCCAGAGAAAGAGUUAGUUAGUAGUGCCCUUGUGCUUCUGGCUGGGUAAAGAGCUAUCACACAGGUUACCCAGAGAAAGAGUUAGUUAGUAGUGCCCUUGUGCUUCUGGCUGGGUAAAGAGCUAUCACACAGGUUACCCAGAGAAAGAGUUAGUUAGUAGUGCCCUUGUGCUUCUGGCUGGGUAAAGAGCUAUCACACAGGUUACCCAGAGAAAGAGUUAGUUAGUAGUGCCCUUGUGCUUCUGGCUGGGUAAAGAGCUAUCACACAGGUUACCAAGAGAAAGAGUAAGUUAGAAGUGUCCUUGUGCUUCUGGCUGGGUAAAGAGCUAUCACACAGGUUACCAAGAGAAAGAGUAAGUUAGAAGUGUCCUUGUGCUUCUGGCUGGGUAAAGAGCUAUCACACAGGUUACCAAGAGAAAGAGUAAGUUAGAAGUGUCCUUGUGCUUCUGGCUGGGUAAAGAGUUAUCACACAGGUUACCAAGAGAAAGAGUAAGUUAGAAGUGUCCUUGUGCUUCUGGCUGGGUAAAGAGUUAUCACACAGGUUACCAAGAGAAAGAGUAAGUUAGAAGUGUCCUUGUGCUUCUGGCUGGGUAAAGAGCUAUCACACAGGUUACCAAGAGAAAGGGUUAGUUAAAAGUGCCCUUGUGCUUCUGGCUGGGUAAAGAGCUAUCACACAGGUUACCAAGAGAAAGAGUUAGUUAGUAGUGCCCUUGUUCUUCUGGCUGGGUAAAGAGCUAUCACACAGGUUACCGAGAGAAGGAGUUAGAAGUGCCCUUGUGCUUCUGGCUGGGCAUUGAACUGAGUAGAACCAACCCCAACAUAUCCCAACAACACAGCAAACACACAAAACCAAAAGGAGGAACUAGGUCAGGGAUCCAGUGAGUAUUGUCAAUUGAAUCUGGAACACUUUUAAGGGUUUGGGGUACAACCAAUACCGUCAUUUGGAGGGUGCAGGUGGUGCGGACCGCACCGGGUGACAACCUAACGGGGGGGGGGUGAGGGGGGGUGGGGGGGGGCACCCAACAGUGACAACUUAAUAAAAAUAAAAUUUGCUGACAAAUAUUCUCAGUCACCACACAUUUUUUAAGAGCAAACUUCAAAGUUAUUUUAUUGCAACAAUAAAGCUGGGGAAAAAAUCAAUCAUUAAUACGACUUUAUUGCCAUGACUCUAUGGAGUAUGUCAAAUAUCAAAUAAGUAGAUCUAUGUUUGUAUUGCUCUGACUCUAUGUCAUAUGACCAUUAUACAUGAGCUUUAUUUUAUGCAUGCUCUGAUGAUAUCCUGCUAUAAUGACAUCCUGCUGUGGUGAGACCCUGCUGUGGUGAAACCCUGCUGUGGUGAGACCCUGCUGUGGUGAGACCCUGCUGUGGUGAGACCCUGCUGUGGUGAGACCCUGCUGUGGUGAAACCCUUCUUUUGUAGUUAAAUCUACACAACUGUGAAACCAUCUAGGGGGGAUUUUCCUAUUGGUGUCCACCCCCCCCCUCACCUUUUUGAGAGUGUCAGACGGUGCGGUCAGUAGCCCUAACGUCCUUGAGAGUGUCAGAAGGUGCGGUCAGUAGGCCUAGCGUCCUUGAGAGUGCCAGAAGGUGCCGUCAGUAGGCCUGCUCUCCCCCUCCUCCCCUCCUUUAGAGUGUCAGACGGUGCGGUCAGUAGGCCUGCUCUCCCCCUCCCCCCCUCCUUGAGAGUGUCAGACGGUGCAGUCAGUAGGCCUACCGUCCUUGAGAGUGUCAGACGGUGCAGUCAGUGAGCCUACCCUUCUUGUGGCGUUGUAUCACAAAGGAACUAAAUAUAAAAUUGUAUCUAUGAGACAAAGAAUGACGCAUAAACAGACACCAACAUAUUAAAACACACGUACACACACAUACAUACACCUUCUCUCUCUCUCUCUCUCUCUCUCUCUCUCUCUCACUAAAUAUAAAAUUGUAUCUAUGAGACAAAGAAUGACGCAUAAACAGACACCAACAUAUUAAAACACACGUACACACACAUACAUACACCUUCUCUCUCUCUCUCUCUCUCUCACAAUAUCUAAAUAUAUAUAUAAGACACACAAAGACACACACACAGACACACACACAUACAAACACACACACACACACACACACACACACACUCACUCUCUCUCUCUCUCUCUCUCUCUCUCUCUCUCUCUCUCUCUCUCUCUCAUACACACACACAAAAUAACAACGAAACACACAAACUUUCAAUUCUAUCAGAAGUUCCAUGUUUCUAUCUCUCCCCAGCCCCGACGACCUACCACCUUGUACCUUACCCGAGACCCAAAGAUCAUCGUCUCACCAUAGAGAACUAUGACACGAGCGGGGGCCCUGAAGAUCCAAGCACACGGUGUCGCAUGUUUACGGUCCCCCAUUACGUGCCGGACCCCUAUCCCGGCACGCCCUUGCCCGAGGGGAUACAAAAACCGGAAGAAAAACCUAGCACCUCUAAAAUGCACUGGAUCCAAUAGAUAACGAAAGAAAAAAAAAGACAAAAGAAAAC